This is a messenger RNA of Neoarius graeffei (lesser salmon catfish), 2229 nucleotides long. RefSeq names its product solute carrier family 10 member 1 (gene slc10a1). The transcript has 5 exons. The record is from RefSeq and is a predicted model, not a curated record. NCBI's taxonomy places the organism in Eukaryota, Metazoa, Chordata, Actinopteri, Siluriformes, Ariidae. Gene Ontology annotation, biological process: bile acid and bile salt transport. Gene Ontology annotation, molecular function: bile acid:sodium symporter activity. Gene Ontology annotation, cellular component: membrane. Bases 108 to 1118 code for a protein of 336 amino acids.
GGUGCGAGUAGAAUUCUGCGAGGUACUUCUCCAAAGAUGAACAAAUUUUCCAAGCUCAUCUGGACUCAGACUGGUCAAACUGGGAGCGAAUCACUGAGGCUUUGAAAAUGGAGCUCAGCUUCAACCAAACUGAUGGUUUUUCUCCUGAUGUGGAUCGAUGGAGCCAAAAUAAUUUCGCCAACGUCACCUUCUCAAACAGCUCUGCAAUUUCUGUAAAUCUGAAUAAGGCGGCUAACUUGGUGAGCAUUUUUAUCCUUUGUGACACUAUGGUUGCUCUCGGCUGCACGAUGAACAUCUCCAAGAUAAAAGCCCACAUCGUGAAGCCCAAAGGGGUGGUGGUCGCCAUACUGGCUCAGUUCGGGGUGAUGCCCCUCACAGCCUUCUCUCUGGCUAAACUGUUCCAGAUUGGUACCAGUGAGGCUGUGGCAGUGCUGGUUUGUGGCUGCUCUCCAGGAGGGGUGCUUUCCAAUGUAAUGUCAUACGCCUUCAAGGGGGACAUGAAUCUCAGCAUCGUGAUGACGACUUGCUCGACACUGGCAGCGUUGGGAAUGAUGCCACUUCUGCUCUUCAUUUACUGCCACGGCUUCUCCAACCUGAGUGUUCUGCCCUACGGGAACAUCAUCCUGGCUCUGUUCUUAACCGUGCUGCCCUGCGCUUUUGGCAUCUAUAUUAACCAUCGUGUACCACAGUACUCCAAACUUGUCACCAGGGUUGGGCUGAUUUUAAUGCUGGUCGCUUUGAUUGUGUUUGCUGUCCUGGUUGCGAUUUUACUUGGCGAGGCAAUCCUGACAGUUGGAUCACCUCGACUUGUUGCCAUAGCAGCCCUGCUGCCACUGAUUGGAUACGGACUCGGCUACGUGCUGUCGCUCUUCUUCUUCAGAUCUGACAGACCGUGCAGGAGGACCGUUGCUAUAGAGACCGGUUGCCAGAACAUCGCUCUCGGCUAUACGAUCCUAAAAGUCGCCUUUGACCCGGAGUUCAUUGGGCCGUAUUUCCUUUUCCCUCUUCUCUACUUUUUCUUCCAAGUUCCUGAGGCGUUGAUUUUUAUCGCCCUCUUCCGAAUUUACACCAGACAGAAAUCUUCAGAAGAACCGGUGCUGAAUGGUCAGAACCUCUGAGUAUUUUGAAAGAAACCUGGGACGAGGACAAAGAACUGUACCGUAAACCAACAUCCAAUGUCUUGAUGAAUGUAAUUCUAUGUCAUCAUCGGGUCAUGUUCAUAUUUCGAUCUCAAACCCAAAUGCUUUCAGUGUAUAGCAAAAAAAAACAAAAGAAUUCGCCUUGAUGUUCCAAUACUUAUGGAGGCGAGUGUGUAGGGCAGGUAAAACAUCACAUCCCAUGACUCCUGUUCAUACUGAAUAUUCCAUUAUGUUUUCCAUCAGUAUUGUUUGUCUUCACAAAUGAAUUAUCAUCACACUACCUGUUGCCACCUAAAAGAAGGUUCUUGAAUCAAGGUUCCUUCUUCACGUCAUCUCCAGGAUUUUUUCAACGUCACCGUCACCUCUGAUUUGUUCAUUCGGGAUUUAAAAAAAAAAAAAAGCUGUUUUGUGACAACGUCUAUCCAGAGUCCUGAAAGCAAUCCUAGUCAAAAGGUGCACUUUAAAAGAAAGCUUUAAUUAGAAAUAGUUAUAUAUACACACACAAAUUGUAGAAUUAAAUUAAACUUUAUACAAAUAUUAAAAUACUAUCUUCACACCCACUGCAAUGUACAGAGGAAAAAAAAACAAUUUAAAAUGGUUAAGAUGAGAUGGAGAACACUAUACAAUGGUGUCAAGGAUUUCUGUGUUUUUUUUUUUUUAAAGAACAGAAAGUACAACUUUAGACCUGCAGCGAACUUCAGAUAUCAAAAUCACUGAUGGGGAAAAAAAAAAAGCUUUGGGAAAGGAAAAACAGAACCCAACACCGUCUGAAAAAGCCGUAAGACUGUUAAUGCAUAGGAAAUUAAACAGAAAGGAAAACUGAAGAUGAAUCGACACCAUGAUGGAAGAAACAUGAUUACAAAAAUAACGAAAAUGUGCAAGUCUAUUAAGGCGAAAGCUCUGUUUUGUCUUCUGUGAGCAGUUUUGCAGAAAAGGAAAAAAAAAAAAAACCCUCCAAAGGAUGUCUGAGCACACAAACCCGACCCCAAAAGAUUUGGACAGGUCACGACGGAUUUGUUCGUUAUCAUCAACUUGUCCAACGAUCAGUAAUUUGUUACUGUGCAAUUAAACAUGCAUGCAAGAAUGCACA